Messenger RNA from Lachancea meyersii CBS 8951, 2811 nucleotides. The record is from the annotation of a GenBank genome assembly. Lineage: Eukaryota; Fungi; Ascomycota; Saccharomycetes; Saccharomycetales; Saccharomycetaceae.
AUGGUGGAUCCUAAGGAGCUCGAAAGCGCUCCACUGUUGGGCAACAAUGCAGGAGAUUCAAGGCCCAAAACCAAAAAAAACCCCAGAAGACGCAAAAGAAAGUCAGCUUUCAAGGGACCCGGAAGCGUAGUCGCAUCAGAUUCAUCGCAUGUGGCGCUACAUGAGCCUCAGGAACGUCCUCUGUCGUCGGCAAAUGAUUUUGACAAGACGGACUCGUGGGGCAUUCUACACGAAGGCACAGAUGAAGAAACUUCCAACACCAGGGGGUCUUCGGACGUGAAUCUCGCAUCACUUCACCAUCCGCAGUCGUAUUUCGAUCACAGGCCAUCUAUCGCCGUCAUGGAGGCAAUCAAUUCUUCUAGCAGCGUACGGAAACCCCGGAGAGCAAGCGUUUCCCGUGGUAACCAACAUGGACCCGUUAGUAGCAGCGCUCAAAAUGUGUCAAACGUGUCAAGCAAGAAAAAGUCCAGCAAGUCAGAAACGCCUCUGCUCUCGCCCCAGGAUGCUGAACGGUGGGCGAAAUACGCUUCCAAACAUUACGAAAAACCAGACGCACACUCAAGAGGCGACGACGUUGUGAUCGAUGUGGAUGCGCUCAUGGAUCACGUGAUUCGCUCGAAUAACAGCCAUUCUUCGACAAAGUCGUCGUCUGUGAACCCAUCCGAGGAGGGCUAUCAUUCGAGGCCUUUGUCCAGGCGCAGCUCCGCCAGCUCGUCCAUCAAUGAUGUGUGCUUGCCUCUCGAUGACGAAGAUGUCGCAGGCACCAAGGUAUGGCCCGAUGUUGCUGUUCUGGAAGAGUAUUCAAAAGCAGAAACGGACAGGCUCAGGAGUCAGGCUGUUCAGGACGCCGAAAACUUUCAUUUCCAGUAUGACGACGAAGACGACGAGUACGAAGACAGCCAAAAUAACGAUGGUGUGCUGUUUUCGAAGCCCAUUGUCACCAACAUCGACGUUCCUGAACUAGGUAACACAAGAAUUAAUGAAGCAGAGCACAUGGAGGCAGGACGUUUGAGGCCAAAAAAGAUUACUCCGUGGCAUUUGCGCCGCAAGGGGAAUAACAUACCGGGGUUUUCAGGGCAAACAGAUGCGAAAAACGUCAGUUUGGUGACCAAAAACGAACAGAAACAUCAAGAGGAAUAUUUGGUAGGAAAUAGGGUUCAGUACCCACCUCACAUUGUCUCCAACAACCCAGAACAUUUCCGGUUUACGUAUUUCAGGGAGGAUCUGGACUCUACGAUUCAUUCGCCCACCAUUUCGGGUUUACUGCAGCCUGGGCAAAAGUUCGAAGAGCUUUUCGUCGCCUCAGCUUAUUCAGGAAAUAGCAGCAAUGGCAGCAAUAGCGAAAAUAACAAUACCAGCAAUACUCCUGGCGAGACGAAAAACAAUACUCCGCAGCAGCAACAGACGCCUUUGCAGCGCUUAACUACAACGCAGUCUGGAAGCUUGGACAUGUAUGACUGUGAACCUUUUUGGCUAGACGUUUCCAAUCCGACUGAGGAAGAGAUGAAGGUUUUGAGUAAGGCGUUCGGUAUCCAUCCUUUAACGACGGAGGAUAUCUUCCUUGGUGAAGUGCGCGAAAAAGUCGAGCUAUUCAAGGACUAUUAUCUUGUUUGUUUUCGAAGCUUCGAUAUCGUUGCUGAGCGCCAUACCCGUAACAAGAAAAUGCAACAACAGGAGACAAGUACCUACAACUCUCCAGACAAUGAUCACCCCGAAAGCUCUAAGGGGUGGUUGUCAAAGCUGUUCCGGUCGCGCAGGCGGUCCUCGACCAACAAAACAACGUCGAGCUCGAGUUCCAGCUACAGAAGCAAAGCGAGGAGAGAGAUAGAGGAGAACGAGAAGUACAAACGUAAGUCUGGGGACAGGAGGAAACCACGGGGUGGUGAGCUGGAGCCUUUGAACGUUUACAUUAUUGUGUUCCGCACCGGUGUGUUGACAUUCCAUUUUGCGCCAACACCUCACCCCAUCAAUGUGAGGCGCAGGGCGAGAUUGUUGAAGGACUACUUGAAUGUGACUGCUGACUGGAUUGCGUACGCGCUGAUUGACGAUAUCACCGAUGCUUUUGCACCAAUGAUAGAAAUAAUCGAGGACGAAGUGCACGACAUCGAGGAGUCUAUUCUAAACAUGCACCAAUCCGGCGAUUCUUCAGAGGACGACGAAGAUUCUUCAGAGGACGAAAGCUACGGCCGCCAUUACUCUGCCAUCGAGCGCUACCCUAGAAGAGGAAGUGCCGUGGGCGAUAACGCAACGUUCUCGACAAGAACCAGAUCGACACGCUCGUCCAGUUCGAGCUCCAGCAUCGACACCAACAUCAUUGGAUGGAAGCGUAAAGGCGACAUGUUGAGACGUAUCGGUGAAUGCAGAAAGCGAGUCAUGAGUAUUGUGCGCCUGCUGGGAUCUAAAGCAGAUGUCAUUAAAGGAUUUUCAAAACGGUGUAACGAACAGUGGGAGGUCGCACCCCGGUCAGAGAUCGGAAUGUAUCUGGGUGACAUUCAGGACCAUAUUGUGACCAUGGUUUCGUCUCUGAACCACUACGAAAAGCUGCUAAGUCGUUCACAUUCUAAUUACCUGGCUCAAAUCAACAUUGACAUGACUAAAGUUAACAAUGACAUGAAUGACGUUUUGGGCAAGAUUACGAUAUUGGGUACGGUAGUAUUGCCCAUGAAUAUCAUUACAGGGCUCUGGGGUAUGAAUGUUCUGGUGCCUGGUCAAGAAAACCACUCUCUCACCUGGUUUACCUGCAUCACCACGUCGAUGCUAGUGUUCGCCUACAUCGCCUACUUUUACACCAAAAAGCGUUUUGGCUUCUGA